AUGGACCAAAUUAUAAAAAGUUCAGAAGCAUUUGAAUUGUUUCGUUAUAUUCGCGACUUCACAACUGGAAGGAAAGAAAGGUCUUCAGCAUCAUUUCUGGAUGAACCUGAUGUUGUUGUCGACAAAAACGAGAAGUCCCUAAGGGAUUCAAAGUCAAACUCAGAAGGGUUCAAUGAACCAGACAAGUCAGCUAACUUGAUUACAUGGGAAGACGUAGAUAUCUCAGAUCAUCCAAAAAGAUGGCCGACACUACUGAAGCUAUAUGUUACGACAUGCGUUUGUUUGCUAACGAUUGCUACUUACAUGGGAGCGUCAAUCAUUACCUCAGGACUGGAUGAAAUUAAAGACCAUAUGCAUGUGGGAAAUGUUGCUGUCAUGCUUGGACUUUCUCUCUUUAUUGUUGGAUACUCCGUAGGUCCACUGUUUUUCUCACCACUCACUGAAAUCCCUCAAAUUGGAAGACAAAAAGUCUAUCUGAUUACCUUGGCAAUUUACAUAUGUUUACAAAUACCUACAGCUCUUUGCUCGGGGAUCGGUGCUUUGCUUCCUUUACGCUUUUUAGCUGGAUUUUUCGGUUCUCCAGCACUUGCUACUGGAGGUGCAACGAUCACUGAUAUGUGGGACAGUAAAUAUGCACAGUAUUUUGUUACUUCAUGGUCGCUUUGCGCUUUUAGUGGUCCUGCAUUAGGUCCUCUAUUUGGUGCCAUUAUGGUGGUUGCCAAAUCUUGGCGAUGGCAGUUUUGGUUUUUAAUGAUGCUUUCUGCGGCAGUAUUUAUUCUUUUCUUUCUUUUUGUCCCGGAAACAUCAGCUUCGAACAUAUUAUAUCGCAAAGCCCAGCGUUUACGAAAAAUAACAAACAAUCCCCACCUCCAAACACCAGACGAGUUGCAAUAUUCACAAAUGAAAAUCUCCAAGUUACUUAUGGAGAUCUUUCUUCGGCCAAUAAUUUUGAGUAUUCGUGAGCCAAUUGUCCUAUCUUUGAAUCUUUACCUCGGCUUGGUUUACUCUCUCAUGUAUCUAUGGUUUGAAGCUUUUCCCAUCGUUUACAUGGAACUCUACCAUUUCACUUUAAUAGAAAGCGGUUUAACAUAUUUAGGAAUCCUUAUUGGGACGCUCUUGCCAACUCCAUUUUACUUUUAUUAUUUGCACAAAGUACUAAUUCCCAAGCUGACGAAUAAUUCAGGACGUAUAGUGCCGGAAGAAGUUUUACGAGUGUCUUUUCCGGCAGCUUUCUUUUUCCCAGUAUGUCUUUUUUGGUUUGGUUGGACGGCACAGCGUUCAAUCAAUUGUUUUUCUUCCCUAGUAAGCACCCUGCUGUAUGCUGCAGGAUCCUUUCUUAUUUUUCAAACUUGCUACCAAUACCUCGCUUCUUCCUACCCAAAGUAUAUUGCCUCUGUCUAUGCAGGAAACAACCUUUGUCGCUCCUUGAUGGCGGCUAGCUUUCCGCUUUUUGCACGCGCUAUGUUUAAAAAUACAGGUCCUUCUUAUGCUCCUGUAGGCUGGGGUUGCACUAUUUUGGGUAUUAUUACUUGUAUAAUGUUCCCUAUUCCCUUUUUGCUGUAUAAAUAUGGACUAAAACUUCGGAUACGAUCGAAUUACGCUACGAACUAA
Messenger RNA from Schizosaccharomyces osmophilus, 1611 nucleotides. Its product is annotated as caffeine resistance protein. The transcript is spliced from 2 exons. Gene Ontology annotation, molecular function: fluconazole transmembrane transporter activity. The record is from RefSeq and is a predicted model, not a curated record. Bases 1 to 1611 code for a protein of 536 amino acids. Lineage: Eukaryota; Fungi; Ascomycota; Schizosaccharomycetes; Schizosaccharomycetales; Schizosaccharomycetaceae. Gene Ontology annotation, biological process: xenobiotic detoxification by transmembrane export across the plasma membrane.